Molecule: messenger RNA, 441 nt
Organism: Condylostylus longicornis
Lineage: Eukaryota; Metazoa; Arthropoda; Insecta; Diptera; Dolichopodidae
Exons: 3
Coding region: 1-441 (146 amino acids)
Molecular function (GO): acyltransferase activity, transferring groups other than amino-acyl groups
Source: RefSeq, a predicted model, not a curated record
AUGGAACUACUACCUCCUCCCGGUACUGUACUAAGACAAUUGAGACAAGAAGAUGCGAAAACUAUUAAUGAAAUAUGGCCACAUCGUCAUCCAGGUUCAAUAAAUUUUAUAAAACGUUUAAUUUAUUAUAAUCUUAGCAUGGGAGUUUAUAAAGAAGAUACCGGAGAGUUAAUUGGCUGGUGUUUAAGACUACUUAUAGGUUCAUUGGGAAUUCUACAUAUAAAAGAAGGAUACAAACGACAAGGAUUUGGUAGUUUAUUGGUAAGAAAAAUGUCUAAAAGUCUUGCUGAUAUGAAUGAAGAUACAACAGCACCUGUUGUUAUUAAAAAUACGCCCUCUAGAAAUAUGUUUAAAAAAUUGGGUUUCGAAGAAGUUGGAAAAAAUUACUGGGUUGAUACAACUGCAAGUGAUUCUAAUUAUAAAUGGCCAGAAGAUAUUUAA